CAACCCCGCGCGAGACAAGCGUAGCUGACGCAGUUAACAAUUGUCACAAUCACACACGCGACGCUCCCGGUCGCCGCGAAUCGGCGCCUUUCGAAAGCGCGAGUGGUUUCUUCAGUUGCACACGAAGCGCGAGGAACGCGGUCUCGAUCAUGCGUCACUGGCGAGCGUUUGCGGUUCUCUGGGCCGCUUUGCUUCAUUGCGGAGGAUGCAGCGGCAUGUCGACGAGAAGUACAGUUCCAGAGCUGAAUGACGGAACAGCGGCGAAGCGCGUCUGCUACCUCAAAGCGUCCGAGUCCCUCCAGCCGGAGUCCCUGGACGUCACACUGUGCACGCACAUCAUCUGCGGCUUCGCGGAUCUGGCCGACGGUGCCCUGGCUCCUCGCCACCCCGAAGACGCCGCGUACUACGCCCGCACCACUGCGCUGAAGCGGGUCGACCCUUCGCUCAAGGUCAUGCUCUCCGUCGGGGGCGGCGGCAGCUCGGGCUUAAAGUUCACGGACAUGGUCAGCACUAACGAAGCACGGACCAGGUUCUUGAACUCCGCGAUUCUUUUGCUGCGCAAGUACGGCUUCGACGGGCUCGACAUUGACUGGGAGUUUCCAGGACAGUCAGAUCCACCGGAGCUAGAUCGAGAGAACUUCGUUCACUUGCUCAAGGAAGCCAAGGAACAAUUUCAGAACGAGUCCAUAGUAACCAAGCAGCCUGCAUUGCUCCUCUCCGUCGCAGUCUCGGCGUCCGAACCGAUCAUCGUGAAGUCCUACGACGCCCCUGGAAUCGGGAGGUACGUGGACUUCGUCAAUCUGAUGUGUUACGACUACCACAUGUUCAAAGUCUACAUGCCGUUCACGGGGCACAACAGCCCUCUCUUCAAGCGCAAAGUCGAGAGCGCCAUCUUCUCGACGCUCAACACGGCCUGGUCGGCCGAGUACUGGGUGCAGAUCGGAGUGCCACGAGAGAAGAUAGUGGUGGGCAUUCCGACGUACGGCCGGACCUACACCCUCGCCGAUCCGACGCACAACGGCCUGGACGCCCCCGCGGUCGGGGAUGGACCAGAGCAAGGGUCUGUCCCUUACUCCUGGGUGUGCGAUUUCCUGCGAGGCGGAGCGACCCGAGCUUUCGACGACGAGAGCCAGGUGUUGUACGCUUUCCAGAACGUCACCUGGGUCGGUUACGACGACUUCAUCAGCAUUCGCUCCAAGGUUGUCUGGAUAAAGGCCAGGAACUUUGGAGGCAUCAUGACAUUUUCCCUCAACGACGACGACGCAGAGGGAACCUGCGGGGAGGGAAAGUUCCCGCUGCACUCCAUGAUUCGAAACAUGCUGACGUGACACUAAACCUUCACGCACAUAAAGCCACAACACAGUGGUCACCAUGAGACACUGUCGAUCGUUAUCUUCCCAGUAACCUCAGGUUCGAAGUGAAAAAAAAGGAGUCCGCGUAUCUGACACGCAAGCGACAGUUCCUCGACAAUAUUUUUAAGUAUACACGUAACCCGAAAAUAAAUAUGAAGAAAUUAGAAAGUAAGGUGAUAUAUGUGUCGCCAUGUUAUACAAUGUGUUUCUCUUUGCUUGUAACACAAUUUUUUUUAAAAGACCCCCUUAAUGGGAGGCACCCACUAAAAACCUUUCAUCUGUUGUUGUUGUUGUUGUAUUUAAUAAAAUUUGUCAGUGUCAUUGG
Messenger RNA from Ixodes scapularis (black-legged tick), 1677 nucleotides. RefSeq names its product acidic mammalian chitinase. Lineage: Eukaryota; Metazoa; Arthropoda; Arachnida; Ixodida; Ixodidae. Gene Ontology annotation, cellular component: extracellular region. Gene Ontology annotation, molecular function: chitin binding; chitinase activity. The coding region runs from base 150 to 1328 and encodes 392 amino acids. The transcript is spliced from 8 exons. The record is from RefSeq and is a predicted model, not a curated record. Gene Ontology annotation, biological process: carbohydrate metabolic process; chitin catabolic process.